Molecule: messenger RNA, 2256 nt
Organism: Linum trigynum
Lineage: Eukaryota; Viridiplantae; Streptophyta; Magnoliopsida; Malpighiales; Linaceae
Source: the annotation of a GenBank genome assembly
UUCAUCCUAAUGGAAUGCCAUGCCGAUAGUCUAAUAUAGGCAAAAAAAAAAAAAAAAAUGGGUGAAGUAGAGCAAAAUGCCCAAAUUUGGAAUUUCUGAAUGAAGGACAGAUUGUUUGUGGUGGCCCGGUGGGGACUAAAACGGCCUUUUGAAUAGCAACAGCAAACCCCCUGCACUAACUAACUAACUAACUAAAACUGGAAUCAGUCAAGAUCCCAUCUUCCCAGCAAACAUAACAUUUUGUGAAAAAUAAAAAUAAUCUCUGGAACUAGGAGAAAAGGAGGAGAAAUUAGAAGGGGGAAAAAAAAUUUAGGGAAGAGCUUGGAGAAAGAAAAGAGAAGAAAAAGAGGGAAAAUAUUGGGGGAGGAGGAAGCUAAGCCAGCAAUAGCAAAUAGGCAAACGAGGAAGAGUCACACGGAGAGAAGAAGAGGAUAAUCCUCGCGAUUGAGAGAUGGUAAGUUAUUAAAGUCACUCACAAAUGCCGCAAAGCGUUGAAUGCCAAAAACCCAAACACAGAGCGAGCUCCAUUCCAAAGUGCGCUUUCUCCGACUCUGUUACACGUGGUGCUCUGCAUCUCUCAUCUUUCUCCUCUGUUUUUUCCUUCUUUUCGGUUUCCGUUCUUCUCACUAUCCAAACAAACAAACCCUUCUCUUCUCUUUUGCUCUUCACACCGCCGCCGACAACAACAGCCACCGUCUCUGUGAGUUCUUCCUCCCCCCGCACCACCGCCAUUAAUUCCGCUCAUCCUCUCUCUCAUUUUCCGUUUCUAACUCGGACUUCCAUUUCCAUUCCAUGCACGGACUCAACCCUCUCUGCCCUUUUUUUAUUCACCUACCUGAAUUUGUUUUUUUUUUUCUUCCGCUUCUUUUUUCAGGGAUUGAGUUGGGCGUGGAGUAGUAGCGAUGGCGACCGCGAAAGAGAAGGAGAAACAGCUGCUGGAGCUCUUACAUGCAGCAAAGAAAGCAGCCGACGCCGCCGCCGCCGACGCCGCCGGUGGUGCUGACGAAUCCAGGUGCGUCGACGCUUUGUCUCGCCUCAAGGACUUCCCCGUCACCGUUCAAGCCCUCGUCUCCACCCAGGUAGGGAAGCAGCUUCGACCUCUUACGAAACACGCCAGCAAGAACAUCCAGCAACUCGCCUCCGACAUCUUCCAAACAUGGAAAGCCAUGUUCCUCGAGCAAACCAACACCUCCAAUGCCGCUGCUGCAGAUCACAAGAAAGUCACCAAGCCUUCUGACUCGGACAAGCUUCACAUUGCGACCCCGCCUAUGAAGCCACACACGCCAGACAGAAAGACUCCCAGUAACAAUCCCGCUGCUUCGACAAAGCCAACCCCCUCACCUAAACCCAAAACCACCACUGCUGCUGCUGCUUCAACGAAGCCAAACCACUUCCCUAAACCCAAGACCGCUACUCCCACUUCCUCUCCCGCCAUCCAUCUCCCCGUUCCCAAAUGCAACGAUCCCACGAGGAACAAGAUCAGGGAGCAACUCUGUGAGGCUCUAUGCAGAGUUUCCGGUGAAGUAUCCCCUGAGCUCUCCAGCCGGGUGAAUGCCUGUGACCCGGUCUCUGUCGCUGUAUCACUGGAGUCGGUUAUGUUUGCCUCGUGGGGGGGUUCCACCGGAGACCAGAGGGCGAAGUACAGGUCGCUCAUGUUCAACAUCAAGGACGCAAAGAACCCCGAUUUCAGGAGGAAGGUGCUGCUGGGACAGUGGACGCCAGAGCAAGUGGUGAGCUUGAGUUCCGCGGAGAUGGCAAGCGACGCCAGGCAGAAGGAGAACGAGAAGAUCGAGGCGAAGGCUUUGUUCGAUUGCGAGCUAGGGAGCGCACCUAUGGCCACGACGGAUCAGUUCAAGUGCGGCAAGUGCGGGCAGAGGAAGUGUAAGUACCACCAGAUGCAGACCAGGAGUGCUGAUGAGCCCAUGACUACUUACGUCACCUGUGUCAACUGCGACAACCGUUGGAAGUUCUGUUAAAUUAGCUUGUAGCUGGUUAGUGUCAAUCUUUCUUCAGUUGAAUUAUUGACUUGGGGAGUAGGUUAGGGUAAGGAGUUUGAUUUGUUGCUUGGUAGGCUUAGCUGAACUUUCUGUUGACUAUCUUGAUUUUUAUCCCCCUUUGGGGAAAAUGUUUGUUUUCAUUUGUAUGUUUUAUCUCUAAUGUAUGUCCCAAGAUUCUUGAAUCAGAAUUUUGCUGCUGUUUUUUUCCUCGUCACAUUAACAUUACAUAUCAGAAGACAAAUAAAGUUGCAACAACUUG